Molecule: messenger RNA, 1564 nt
Organism: Brassica rapa (field mustard)
Lineage: Eukaryota; Viridiplantae; Streptophyta; Magnoliopsida; Brassicales; Brassicaceae
Product: DNA-directed RNA polymerase II subunit RPB7
Biological process (GO): transcription initiation at RNA polymerase II promoter; positive regulation of translational initiation; positive regulation of nuclear-transcribed mRNA poly(A) tail shortening
Cellular component (GO): RNA polymerase II, core complex; P-body
Molecular function (GO): single-stranded DNA binding; translation initiation factor binding; single-stranded RNA binding
Source: RefSeq, a predicted model, not a curated record
AAAAUCUUCCUAAUACAUAUUUAUGAAAGUUUUUCUAAUACAUAUUAUACUUAUUACGACACUUUUUUAUAACCUCAAAUUCAGAAAGAUAUCAUAUAUAUAUUUAUAAAUUCAGAAAGAUAUUGUAAAUAUUGAAGAAAAUUUCCCAAAACUUUAUUUUUAAAGAAAAAUGGUUCUCUAAAAAAAAAUCUCUGAAAAAAAUCAAAAUAAAAAAAAUUGAAAUUUUUUUGUAGAUUUUUUUCUAAAAUAUUUGGUUAAAUAUUUAUUUAUUUUAGAAAUCUAUAGAGCAUGAGUAUAGUUUUCGUUUACCUAUUUAAUAGAAUCUAUUUUAGUCAUUUUAACCCUUAAUACUUAUUUUGUGAUAAAAAAAAACUAAUGUUAUUUGAGAGUAUUUUUGAGUAAACAAUACACAACACAAUCAAAAAUAUUAAUGUUAAUUAAACCAUAUAAUCAUUAAUGAUAAAAAGGUUAUGCAAAAAUACUUAAAAUUAUAAUACUAAACCGUAUACAAUUUGUAUAAUAGAUUAAAACAUCCACAUGAUCGCACUGAUGAUCUAGUCACAUUUAAAAACCUACAUUUUUUUAAUUCUUCUUGCUAUUCAUUGCGGUAACAUAAAUUUUUAUUAGUUUGAAAUUUGCAAGGGAGGAACAUGCUGUUUUAAAAAAAAAAAUGUAUUACGCAAAAUAUGGAAAAGUAAAAAAAAAAACAUUUUGUUUUUAAUCUGGGCCGUUAAUCCGACGGUUGAGGAAAAUCAACCUUCUGGUAGGUAGGUGCGUUGGGUCUAUCUAUAAAUAUGACAUGAACGUAGCUUCAGAGACAGAAGUGAGAGGAGAGCGAAAAAAAAAGCGACCAGAGAUGUUCUUCCACAUAGUUUUGGAGCGCAACAUGCAAUUACAUCCACGAUUCUUUGGUCAAAACCUUCGUGAAAACCUCGUCUCUAAGCUCAUAAAAGAUGUCGAGGGCACUAUCAGUGGCCGACAUGGGUUUGUAUUAGCGGUAACUGGAAUAGAAAGCAUAGGAAAAGGAUUGAUCCGAGACGGGACUCCUUUCGUCACCUUCCCUGUUAAGUACCGAUGCGUUGUUUUCAGACCUUUCGAAGGCGAGGUUCUGGAAGCUGUUGUCACACGGGUCGUUCAGCACGGAUUCUUCGCUGAAGCUGGCCCUCUUAAGAUUUUUGUGUCCAAUCAUUGCAUACCAGAUGAUAUGGAGUAUCAGGCUGGUGACAUGCCUACUUACACAAAAUCAGAUGGAUCAGUUAGGAUCCAGGAAGACUGUGAAGUGAGACUAAAGGUCUUUGGCUUUAGUAUCGAUGCCACAGAGAUCUCCUGUGUGGGUAGCAUCAAAGAAAGAUUUUUGGGGCUCAUAACCGAUCCUGGAGCCGUUGCAUAAGAAAAGUCUCAGUCAGACUUCGAUGUUACUUUUAUACAGAGGAUGACUUGUGAUAAAUGUUAUAUUGUAAGCGUUGAUGUAUCCGGAAUAACUAUUAGAACAGAUGAUAUAUUUGUUGGUUGUUGAUUCAGAGUAAUGGACAAGGCAAAACAAUAAUAUAAAGAAAUUAAAUGA